AUGUCAACCGACUGGAUUAUCGACAGCGGCUACCUCCCCCGAUCUAUCCUGCGAAUGGGAAUUCGAAGACUAAUAGCCCAAAGAGCAGCCGAGAUCACCGCGCCAUCUCGAGAAGCUGCUUACGAGAGAAAAAUGAAAUUUGUCUCAGACCUGCGAGAGAUGCCAAUUGCCAUCGAGACGGAAGCCGCGAACGCCCAGCAUUACGAGGUCGGCACCGAAUUCCUCGCCCACUUUCUAGGCCCUAGACUAAAAUAUUCGUGCCCUUUGUAUGCUGAGCCAUCGACUAGUCUGGCUGAGGCGGAAGAGGCGAUGCUAGAACUAUAUGUUGAGAGGGCCGAUGUUGAGGAUGGAAUGGCAAUUUUGGACAUCGGUUGCGGAUGGGGUAGUGUGUCCAUAUAUCUAGCGCAGAAGUUCCCAAAAGCGCAGGUAACCGCUCUGUCAAACUCACAAACUCAGGGAGAUUUUAUCACGAAGCGAGCGAAAGAGUUGGGAAUUGCAAAUAUUACUAAUGUUGUCGCCAAUGUCGUAGAUCAUGAGUUCAUUGCAUCUUCUUUUGAUCGUGCCAUUUCCAUUGAAUGCUUUGAGCACAUGAAGAAUUAUGAGAAGUUACUGGCAAAAGUAUCAGGCGCUCUGAAACCGUCGGGAAAGCUUUUCGUGCAGAUCCUAUCACAUAAGGACUCCCCAUAUCACUUCGAGCUAGACGAUGGUUGGAUGAGCAAGUACUUCUUUACCGGGGGGACAAUGCCAUCUGCAGACCUCUUCCUCUACUUUCAGGAUAACUUGCGUGUCAAACGCCAAUGGUGGAUAUCCGGGAAGAAUUAUGCUAGGGCCUGUCAGCAAUGGCUAGAAAACUGGCUUCGGGACGGAAAGGAUUUCUGGCCGCAUUUGGUUUCGAUGUAUGGCAAAGAGGAUGCUUCAAAGUGGUAUUAUCGUUGGCAGGUGUAUUUCAUGGCAUGCGAGGAGUUGUUUGCUUAUGAGGAUGGUGAGACCUGGGGCCUCAGCCAAUAUUUAUUUGAGAAGUAG
Molecule: messenger RNA, 1023 nt
Organism: Aspergillus affinis
Lineage: Eukaryota; Fungi; Ascomycota; Eurotiomycetes; Eurotiales; Aspergillaceae
Product: SAM-dependent methyltransferase
Exons: 5
Coding region: 1-1023 (340 amino acids)
Source: RefSeq, a predicted model, not a curated record